Cannabis sativa is the source of this 1783-nucleotide messenger RNA. Its product is annotated as solanesyl diphosphate synthase 3, chloroplastic/mitochondrial. Gene Ontology annotation, cellular component: transferase complex. The record is from RefSeq and is a predicted model, not a curated record. NCBI's taxonomy places the organism in Eukaryota, Viridiplantae, Streptophyta, Magnoliopsida, Rosales, Cannabaceae. Gene Ontology annotation, molecular function: prenyltransferase activity. The transcript has 12 exons. Bases 171 to 1421 code for a protein of 416 amino acids. Gene Ontology annotation, biological process: ubiquinone biosynthetic process; isoprenoid biosynthetic process.
AUGUAAUAGUGUCAUUCAUUCAUUCAUGGCGGAGCUUCGGCGUCGUCAUUAGAUAUAGACACUAUUUCACAUUAUUUACAGUUCUGACCAAAGUCGGCUACGUUACCUUUCUUCUUCUUCUUCAUUUGACCGUUUCAAAAUCUGAUCUUUCUCCAUUCCCAAAUCAAAUCAUGCUAUUCUCAAGGGGAUUUCGUCGGAUUCCGACCGCCACCUUCAAUGGGUUUUCCCGUUGGUUCGUCUCUCACCGACCCGGGUACUCACAGUCACAGACCACUACUCAUUGUUCUAGAGAUUCAACCCACAAGAUUUUUGGCGGUUUCGAAGAAAGUCGUUUCUGGGGUUUUGCUGGCUCUAGAUACCAAAUUCAUCACCAGAGUAGCUCCUUAGUUGAGGAAGAAUUAGACCCUUUUUCUCUUGUUGCGGAUGAACUCUCACUUGUUGCUAAUAGGUUAAGGGAUAUGGUAGUUGCUGAGGUGCCCAAGCUUGCUUCUGCUGCUGAGUACUUCUUUAAAAUGGGUGUGGAGGGGAAGAGAUUUCGUCCAACGGUAUUAUUGUUAAUGGCAACAGCAUUAAAUGUUAAGGUUCCCGAGCCUGCUAAAGCGUUAGCAGAUACUUUAACACCCGAGUUACGUACAAGGCAGCAAUCUGUUGCAGAAAUAACAGAGAUGAUCCAUGUGGCAAGCCUACUACAUGAUGAUGUCUUAGAUGAUGCAGAAACUAGACGCGGUGUUGGUUCGUUGAAUUGCAUUAUGGGAAACAAGGUAUCGGUAUUAGCAGGAGAUUUUCUGCUUUCUCGAGCUUGUGUUGCCCUCGCAGCUUUAAAGAAUACCGAGGUAGUUACGCUACUAGCCACGGUUCUAGAACAGCUCGUGACAGGUGAAACCAUGCAAAUGACAUGUACAUCUGAACAACGUUGUAGUAUGGAAUAUUAUAUGCAAAAGACAUAUUACAAAACUGCAUCGUUAAUUUCGAACAGUUGCAAGUCGGUUGCAGUCAUUGCUGGACAAACUACAGAAGUUGCAAUGCUAGCAUUUGAGUACGGCAAAAAUUUGGGUUUGGCUUAUCAAUUGAUAGAUGAUAUUCUUGAUUUCACCGGCACGUCAGCUUCCCUCGGAAAGGGCUCGCUAUCUGAUAUCCGUCAUGGUAUUGUUACAGCUCCAUUAUUGUACGCCAUGGAAGAGUUUCCUCAGUUGCGCGCCGUGGUUGAGCAGGGAUUUGAAAACCCCAAAAAUGUUGACAUUGCACUCGACUACCUUGGAAAGAGUCGCGGGAUACAAAAGGCGAGGGAACUUGCAAUAAAGCAUGCAAACCUCGCUGCUGAGGCAAUCGAGUCACUUCCAGAGAGCGAUGAUGAAGAUGUAAAAAGAUCGAGACGAGCACUAGUAGAUCUCACCCAAAGAGUCGUUACAAGAACAAAGUGACAGGCUCACACACAAUAGGAACAUACUUAUAUAUUAUGAAUUCGUUUCAUUUUUUCUUGUCGUCGGUACCAGUUAGGGAGAGGGACAAUUACCCUCUUCCAUUUUCGUUAAAACUUUAUAUUUUUUAUUUUUUUUUUCGGUUUUCAUAGUUUUCUUUUCUCGCGCUUAUUAUGUACAUUAUAAGAACUGCAGAGUAGGGAGAAGAUUCGUUCAAGCUUUCAUAUGAUUCGAAAGAACUAUGCAUAGUCACUCUUAAUCUUUGAAUGACUUGCAUGUUGAUGUAUAAUGGCAAUAAAAUGUUGUUGACACUACAAUAUUUUUUUGUUUAGUGGAAUGGCCAUAUUAGUAGAGCUCUGUUCAAA